AUCUAAACUCUGAAGUUCAAGCGCAAACUAUUGGUGAUAAGAUUCCUUUUUUGAUGGAUGUGAGGAUGAUUGGUUUUCAACCCGUGAAGUGUCUUCUAGUUGAUUAGUGAGCAAUCAAAGUUCACACAGACAUACAAUGCAAGAGACCUGCCAAGAUUUUACAUAUUAAAAUCAAAACAUACUCGCAACGAGGUUCAAGACACUACCUGAACGGUGAUACAUGUGAUUUGGAUACCGCUUUAGGUGGAUGAUAUCGCAUCGUGACCUUCAAAAUAGACUGGAUUAAAAAAAUAUAUAUAUAGCUGAAAGAACAUUUUUCAUUUUUGAUCGAGAGUAAAUUCGAGCAUCGACCAGCAUGUGCCAGCCGACCUUGACCAAGGUAGCCGUCACCGGUACCGUGGGCGCCAUCUUCCUCAUCCUAGGCUGCGUACUCAUACCCAUAGGAAACGACCUCAUUGCGUACUUCGUCGAAGAGGAUGUGGCAAUUCAGCCUGGUACUACAGCCUAUGAGUCUUGGUUGAGACCUCCUACACCGGUCUACAUGCAAUUCUGGGUAUGGGAUCUCACUAACCCUGAAGAAUUCCUUUCCGGAGGUGUACCUCACAUGGAACAGAUGGGACCAUACACUUACGAAGAGCUUCGAGAUAAGGACAACAUCACCUUCAAUCCAAACUCCACAGUCUCCUUCAGCCCAAAGACUACCUAUAUUUUCAGACGAGAAUUAUCCGCUGGACCUGAUACAGACACUUUCAGGACAGUCAAUCUUCCAGCUAUUACAUUAGCUAACCUGUUUAGGGUUGACCCUAGACUACAGGCCCUUCAGUACCUCCUGAACGAGCUUUCAGGGGCUACUACGGUGAUUGAGAUACCUGUAGCGGGGAUGCUCUGGGGGUAUGAGGAUGCCUAUCUCAAGGCUCUGGAGCCGCGCCUUGGCAAUGUCAGCACUGAAUUUGGAAUCUUCAUGGGUACCAACGCGACAGGGGAAGCUAUAUGGACGGUGAACACGGGAAAGGCUGACAUCAGUCAGCUAGGUGAGGUCGAAGCUUACGAUGGAAUGACGUCACUCGAAUGGUGGUCCGAUGAAUACGCCAAUAUGAUCAAUGGAACAGAUGGAACCGCUUUCCGACCGUUCCUCACGCCAGAUGAUCAGCUCUAUGUCUUUGUAGAUGACCUUUGCAGAUCCGGGUUUCUCUCAUACGAUUAUUCGGGUAAAAUUCGAGGUGUUCCUGUCUCGCAUUUUUCGGUUCCGGCUCUACUCUAUGCCAACGUUUCUUACUAUCCGGAUAACCAAGGCUUCUGUACCCCAGCGGGUAACUCGCCCUGCGUACCAAACGGUCUCCUCAAUGUCUCAAACUGUCAAGCUGGCAACGCACCGAUCUACUUCUCAUCGCCACAUUUUCUCUUCGGCGACCCGUCACUCUUCGCUGCAGUCAGCGGAAUGAAUCCGGUCAGAUCAGAGCACGAAACCUCAUUCGACGUCGAAAUGUUGACUGGAAUUGCGUUUCAAGUGAUGAAUCGUCUUCAAGUAAACGUGAAAGUUGGUCCCAUGUUGCAAAUGGCAGAUGCUAGAAUGGUGAACGAAGCUUACUUUCCAAUUCUAUGGCUGAAUGAGUCUUCGACAAUCGACAAAUACAAUGCAGAUUUCUUCAUAUCAGACGUGUUGGUACCUCAGUACAUUCUUCUCGGCCUCAUCGUCGUCUUCAUAGCUGUCGGCGGCGGUCUCUUCGUCGGUGCCGCGCUGACGUUCGUCGUCGUCCAGUAUAAGAAGCAGAAAUAUAGAACAACUAAAUCAAGCACGAAGGAGGAUCUUAUGAAGUCAUAGUGCAACGUCGACAUCGAUACACCGACAUCAACCACGGCGUCGACAUAACGUGCCAUAUUCUGAAAACCAUGUCAUCUUUCAUAAUAAUGCACUGAUGUUAAUUAUCAUAACAAACUGAAUAAGAGCAUCGAUGGAUCCAGGUUUAUUCCUUAGGGACAUAAACAAGACCCCGCCUCCUUUUCUCUGUACUGUGUAAUAUAUUUUAAAAACUUCUCAUUUUCUUUGCUUCCCAUUAGUUUUCUUAUUCUCUUGCGUGAAUUCAUACAUCAUCACAGUAGACAGUAUUUUCUGUACAUAGGUAGAAUUUAGACAUUUUAUGAAAGAUCAGAACAAAGAUACAGUGAAGGUUAUUAUAAGAAAGGAAACGCGAUGGCUCAGUGGUAGAGCAGAGGUCUCGUACCCGGGAGGUCCCGGGUUCGAAACCAGGUCGAUGCGCUAGUGCCGUUUAGUACAGCUCUUUAUUCUGAGGAGUGGGUGAUGAAAGCUUAUAAUGCCCUUGCUGCCUUAGUUCAAAGCUGUUAGUGAUUUUGUAGUACCAAUCAUCUCUUGUUUUAGAUGUACAUGUAGUCAGUAUUUUUGCUCAUUGCUUGUAAAUGUUUUUUAAUGUUUUUUCUUUCUGCUUUACUGAGUAAAUUACUGGUGUCUCGUUUUUUUGUUGAUAAGUAACCGUGAUAUAGACUUAUAGCUCAUACCUCAUGUAAUGAUCAUGCAUGCCACAGACUUAUGUCACCUCCAUGAACAAAUUUGCAAAAUCACAAAGCUCGAACAACUUUAUGUCAAAUGCAAAAUCAAAAAAAGGAAAACAUUUCUGGUAAUUAUAAUUUUCAGUUCGAAAUUCCGUGGUCUAAAAAAAAAGGGAACAUUUAUAAUGCAGUGCAUGGGUGAUUUGGACCAGCAAAAUAAAGGUAGUUUGUAUUUCCUGUUUUA
Strongylocentrotus purpuratus (purple sea urchin) is the source of this 2749-nucleotide messenger RNA. RefSeq names its product lysosome membrane protein 2. The record is from RefSeq and is a predicted model, not a curated record. Gene Ontology annotation, molecular function: scavenger receptor activity. The transcript has 13 exons. Lineage: Eukaryota; Metazoa; Echinodermata; Echinoidea; Camarodonta; Strongylocentrotidae. Gene Ontology annotation, cellular component: cytoplasm; membrane. The coding region runs from base 356 to 1822 and encodes 488 amino acids.